Messenger RNA from Acanthoscelides obtectus, 3051 nucleotides. The record is from the annotation of a GenBank genome assembly. Lineage: Eukaryota; Metazoa; Arthropoda; Insecta; Coleoptera; Chrysomelidae.
CUCAUCUCUACACCUGUCCCUGUCCUUGGUAUUGACAGUUACUUAUUGCCUUAACCUCAAAUACCUUGUUUGUCAAAACAUUUCUCCGAUAUUUUCAGGCAAUUCUAAUUUUAUGAAUAUAAAAUUUAGUUUUUUAGAAUAGUGAAAAUCUGUUCUUGUUAAAUAUGAAGACGGUUUUUAUGGUGGCCGAAAAACCGUCGUUAGCGGCUUCACUGGCUAGCAUUUUGAGCAAUGGCAAAAACACGUCUAGGAAAGGAUUCAAUGGGGCGUGCUCAGUACACGAAUGGAAUGGCAUGUUUGGCAAUAGUCCAGCACGAUUUAAAAUGACCUCAGUGUGUGGGCAUGUCUUUGGUGUGGAUUUUACCAGUAAAUACAAUAACUGGGAUAGGGUUGAUCCCGUUCAGCUUUUCUCAUGCCCAAUAGAGAAAAAGGAAGCGAUGGCAAAGUUGAAAAUGCCUGCAUUUUUAGCUGCUGAGUCUAAAGGUUCUGACAAUCUGGUCCUGUGGCUAGAUUGUGAUAAAGAAGGAGAAAAUAUAUGCUUUGAAGUAAUGAGCUGUGUGUCUGAUAGCAUGCUCGGAAAUGUUUAUUCUAAUCAUGUAACAUUCAGGGCUCAUUUUUCUGCUAUUACUGAAAAAGACAUCAAGGCUGCAUUUAAUAAUCUAGGUUUUCCUAAUGAAAAUGAAGCUAGGAGUGUUGAUGCUAGGCAAGAAUUAGAUCUAAGAAUUGGAUGUGCAUUUACUAGAUUUCAAACUAAAUUCUUCCAAGGGCGUUAUGGUGAUCUAGAUUCGUCGCUGAUAUCAUACGGGCCCUGUCAAACACCGACUCUUGGUUUCUGUGUGCAGCGACACGACGAAAUUCAGACUUUCAAACCUGAAACGUUUUGGAGCGUGGACGUCACAGUGGCGACAAAAGACGAUCAACUAGUCCGUCUCGAUUGGCAAAGGGUGCGCGUGUUCGAUAAAGAAGUAGCCACUGUCUUCCUUAAUACGGUGAAAGAUGAACGAUAUGGAAAGGUAAUUGAUGUUGUUUCAAAAGAAAAAUGCAAGGCAAGACCUGUUGCCUUGAAUACUGUCGAACUGAUGAGAAUUGCUAGUUCAGGAUUAGGCAUGAGUCCUCACCAUGCUAUGCAGAUCGCAGAAAGGUUGUAUACUCAAGGUUAUAUCAGUUAUCCAAGAACCGAGACUACUAAGUAUCCUGAGAAUUUUGAUCUCACUGGUGUUUUGAAAGAGCACAGAGAUAGCAAUGAUUGGGGGGAUAUAGUAAGGGAAAUAUUAUCCACCGGAAUCAAUCGGCCGAAAUCAGGCCAUGAUGCAGGUGACCAUCCACCUAUAACACCAAUGAAGGCGGCAUCCAGGCACGAACUGGACGGUGAUUCAUGGAGAUUGUACGACUACAUCACGAGACACUUCAUUGGCACAUUGUGUAAGGACUGCAAGUAUUUGUCGACAACUAUAACGGUUACAGUGAAUAAAGAAAUAUUCACAGCUACCGGAAAGACGCUUUUGGAUCCUGGAUAUACCGCAGUUAUGACAUGGCAGGCAAUCGAAAAGGACGAAAUCGUCCCCAACCUGUCAGUGAACGAGUCGGUGCCGAUCAAAGAAGCAAAACUCACUGAGCGUCAAACUUGCCCGCCUGAUUAUUUAACGGAAUCCGAGUUGAUUACGUUGAUGGAAAAACAUGGAAUUGGUACCGACGCAUCGAUACCCGUUCAUAUAAAUAAUAUCUCGCAGAGAAAUUACGUCACUGUGAUAGGCGGUCGAAAACUAAAACCGACCCCCUUAGGGAUUGUACUGGUUCACGGCUAUCAAAAGAUAGAUGAAGAACUAGUUUUACCAACGAUGAGAUCCGCAGUUGAGAAGGAACUGAGCCUGAUAGCUUUGGGCAAAGCUGAUUUCGGCGCUGUCCUCAAACACACCAUAGAUAUUUUCAGACUCAAGUUUCAGUAUUUCGUUAAAAAUAUAGACGGGAUGGAUCAACUUUUUGAAGUGUCAUUUUCACCGCUCAGUGAGUCUGGAAGAGCGUUGUCAAGGACAAAGUAUAAACCGUCAAAAAAUAUAUCAACAUAUCUAAAGAAAAUAAAAUGAAGUAAUUACACAAUAUCCAACAAAAAGACUAGACAAUUAGCAUUGACAUCACGCACGCCACUAAUAAUAUUAAAAUUACAUUGCAUAUAAGACAUUGAAGAAUUCAAUCAUACAUUUUUGUAGCCGGGAUCUCUGGAAAAAUAUGGGUGCGACCUAAUGGUGGUUUAUUAAAAUUCGACUGGAUGCGGCAAAUGCAGACGCUACAUGAAAUAUAUCCAAGCUAAGCCCAUGAGGCUCCACUGUUCUCAGUGCGACGAAACGUACGGCAUGCCACAAACAGGGAAUAUCAAAUUAUUCAGAGAAUUGAAAUGCCCCUUAGAUGAUUUUGAACUACUGUGUUGGACCAUGGGCAACAAGGGUCGGAGUUAUGUUUUUUGCCCUUACUGUUACAACAAUCCCCCUUUUAAGGAUAUGAAAAAAGAAAGUGGCUGCAACUCAUGCUUACAUCCAACGUGCCCUUACAGCUUACAGACGAACGGCGUCUGUAAUUGUGCUGAAUGUGACUAUGGAGUGAUGGUUUUAGAUCCGUCUUCUGGGCCCAAAUGGAAGCUGGGGUGUAACAGGUGCGAUACAAUAAUCCUCAUAUUUGAUGACGCAUUAAAAGUGACAGUACUUGAAGAAAGCUGCGAGGAAUGCAGCGCGCAAAAGGUUCACGUAGAGUACAAACCCGACAAAUCUAAGUUGCCGAAUGGUGCUGUCGAGAUGAAAGGAUGUCCGUUUUGUACGUCGGAGUUUGAGAAGCUUGUUGACAGGCCUAAGGUCGCAACAGUCAGCAGGCCGCGGGGAUUUAGGGGAGGCAGAGGAGCGGCGAGAGGCAGGAGGGGUGCUGGAGCAAGACGGGGAGCACGACAACCCAAGGAUAAAAUGGCACAGCUUGCUGCUUACUUUGUAUAGUUGCCCAUUUUGUACGUAUGAUUUUUGAAAUUUGUCAAUUUUGUCUAAAAAUAAAAAGGAGGCAUUCAUAUAA